AUGUCAGACAUUAUGGCAAAUGCAAUGAAUUCUUAUCUCGAGGUCACAAGUUCUAAUCCUUGCCCUAAAAUUAAGGGCUUUCAGACAAACAAAACGCCCACUACUGCUGAUGCUGCUUUAGGUCCUUCUUCUUCUUCCUCCUCCUUUCACUUGCAGGAAAUCUCCGGUUUGGAAGAGCUGAUCACAGGUAUAAACUUGGGGAUUUUUUUUGAAUUGGAAGGGAUGGGGAGGGUUGAUAUGGAAGCGGCGGUUCGAAGAUCGGUUGCAUUGAUUCUGAUGAAGCACAAUAGUUAUGUUGCUGCUAGGAAAAAGUUAAUUGAAGCAAGAACAUCGUAUCCAGGACUUGAAUAUGUUGAUGAGUUGAUAAAAGUGUGUGACAUAGUAUGUGCAGCUGCAUCUCAAGGGAGUGGAGUUGAUUGGUGCUCGGUUCUGCAGAUUGACAAGACGGCCGGUGAGUCUGAAAUAGAGCUUAAGUAUACAGAGUUGAUCAGUACCUUGGAACCCAUUAAGAACAAGUUUGUGGAAAUUCAAUCAGCUUUGGGGCUGGUCGAGAAAGCUUACAGUGCAUUUAAAGACAGAGAUAAGAGUUCGGAGUCUGAUUCGAGAGGAGAUGCAAGAUUGAGUCCUUGUGGUUCUGCUAAUCGGUUAGAGGUAGCGCAUUCAGGAACCGUGGAUAUAAAUGGUGGAGCUACUUCACAAGUUUCUUUUGGGACUAAGAGAAAUGUUAGAGAGGGUUCAGAUGAAAUAUGCAACUCUGGAGAGCAGCCUUCGAAGAGGAUAAGAAGUUUGGGUGAGAAUGAUUUCGAAGUUACAGCUGAAACCCAAUCACUCGAUAAACUAAUUGGAAAAGAUUGUAGCCAGGAAGCGAGCUCGGGUACUUCUAAAGACAGGAUUGCUUCAAAUGAAGAGGAAGUAUCUUUAGGAAGAUCAUCUGGGAGCCCAGUGAAUUUAAAUACGGAAGCUACUUCGCAGAUUUCUUCGGGGACUAAGAGAAAUGUUAGUGAGUGUUCUGAUAAAAGCAAUUUAAUAUGCAGCUCGCUGGAGCAGCCUUUCAAGAGGGUAAGAAGUUUUGGUGGGGAUGAUCCGAGAAGAGCUGCAAGCUUGCUUCCUUGUGGUUCUGUGAAGCCAUUAGACUUAGAUCAUUCAGAAACCGUGAAUAUAAAUGAGGGAGCUACUUUACAAAGUUCUUGCGGGACUAAGAGCAUUGUUGGCGAGGAUUCAGAUAAAAGCAGUCUAUUAUGCAACUCAGGGGAGAAGCCUUGGAAGAAGGUAAGAAGUUUGGAUGGGGAUGAUUGUGAAGUUCUAGCUGAGACCCAAUCACUUGAUAAACUACCCGGAAAAGUUUGUUGCCAGGAAGCGGGGUCAGAUACUGCUGAAAGCAAGAGUAGAUUAAAUGAAGUGACGGAUCCUGACCCCUUAUCAGUACUUGAGGAUGUUGUUGAGGAUACAGUUGCAGCAGAAUUUAGCAAUGGUGCCUGCAUUAAGCACCAAAAUUCUGGAUCUCCUCCUAUCACUUCACUGCUGAAUCCCGAAAUAUGUAGGCAAUGUGCAGGGGAUGUUGCUCCUGGAGAUCAAAAUGUCAAGCAACUCAAUGCAACUUCAAGGCCAUUAACAUGUAAAGAAAAAAACAGUCAGGCUGAUGGAACUUCAAAAGAUGAAAGCACAUCGUCUUCAGCUAAUUUGGAAGCGGAUGGGUUGUCAAAAGAGAAUGAACGCAACCUAACUGCAAAAGAUGACAAAGAGAAAGUGGCAGAAGAGAUUGAUUUUGAGAGCGACAGUGUCAGUUUGGGUGGACUUAUGGUGAAUGUGUCUGAGCAUGGAAAUAGUGCAAGCCACUCAGAUGAUGCAAUUAAUAAGUUGGUUGACAAAGAGAAAGUGGCUGAAGAGAUUGAUACUGAGAGUGAAUGUGUCAGGUUGGGUGGGGAUGAUUGUGAAUUCUUAGCUCAGACCCAAUCACUCAAUAAACUCACAGGAAAAGUUUGUGGUGAAGAAGUGAGCUCGGAUACUCCUAAAUGCGGUACUAGAUCAAAUGAAAAAAAGAGUCAGGCUGAUGGAACUUCAAAUGUUGAAAACACAUUAUCUUCAGAUAAUUUGGAUACGGAUAGGACGUCAAGAGAGAAUGUAGGCAACCUAACUGCCGAAAAUGACAUAGAGAAAGUGGCAGAAGAGAUUGAUUUCGAGAAUGAUGGAGUCAGUUUGGGUGGACUCAUGGUGGAUGUGUCUGAGUGUGGAAAUAGUGCAAGUCAUUCAGAUGAUGCAGUUAAGAAGUUGGUUGACAAAGAGAAAGUGGCUGAAGAGAUUGGUACUGAGAAUGACUGUGUCAGGUUGGGUGGGGAUGAUAGUGAACUUAUAGCUGAGGGUCAAUCACUCAAUAAACUCACAGGAAAAGUUUGUGGCCGAGAAGUGAGCUCAGAUACUGCUAAACCCAGUACCAGAUCAAAUGAAGUGGAAGGAUCGUUAGUAAGAUUAUCUGGGUGCACAGUUAAAUCCAUAAUAGUUCACAAGGCUGGUGCAUUUGCAGUUGGACAGUUUUUGGCUUUUUACGAUCAAGAAAAAAUGCCUCGGUUGUAUGCUCGGAUCAAUAAAGUAGAAAGUUGUUAUUCAAAGGAAACAAAGAGCACAGAAAACACAUUGCACGUUAGGUGGCUGAGACCUGCUCCUAUCAACCCAGAUGAGAAAAAAUGGCAUGAGGUAGGUUUGCCUGUUUCUUGUGGGUUCUUUAAGCUGGAUAGUGAUGAAAUAGAUAAAUGUAACAUUAUAGUUGGCAAUCACCCUGUUAUCUCACAUUUGGUCACUUCGUUUCAAGAACAUUGUUAUUCAAAUGAAUUGGUUGAACUUUAUCCAAGAGAAGGGGAAGUGUGGGCACUUUAUAAGGAGUGGAAUCCAUAUGAUUGGUUCUCGGAUCCGAAAACAAGGGAAGGAUGCAAGUUCCAUCUCGUAGAAGUUCUCAAUGAUUACUCCACAGAAAAUGGUGUUAAGGUUGCAUGUCUAGUAAAGGUGGCAGCGCAUGAAACCAUCUUUCGAAGGAGCGGCCUCUCUUUUCAAAUUGCAGCUCGCUACUUGUUUGGGUUUUCUCAUUAUAUCCCUGUUAAGUCCACAGGUGAUAUGGGGGGUUUAUUUUCAGGUAUGGUACUUGAUCUCGACCCAUUAUCAAUACCCGAGAAUGUUUUUGUGGAUACAGUUGCAGCAGAAGUCAGUAAUGGUUCCAGCAUUAAGCACCAAAAUUCAAGACCUGCUCCUAUAACUUCUAUGCCGGAUCCCAAAAUCUGUACAGUGAAUCAAUGUGAAGGUGGGUCAUCAAGAGAGAAUGUGGGCAGCCAAACUGCAACGAAUGAUGAAGAGAAAGUGGCAGAAGAUAUUGACUUUGAUGGUUUCAGUUUUGGUGGAUUUAUGGUGAAUGUGUCUGAAUUUGGAGUUAGUUCAUGUGAUUCGGAUGGCGCAGUUAAUAAGUUGGAUGACAAAGGGAAAGUGCCAGAACAGAUUGAUGGUGUCAGUAAACUUAUGGUGAAUGGGUCUGAAUGUGAAAAUAGUUCAAGUGACACAGAUAAUGCAGUUAAUAGGUUGGACGAUGAAGAGGAAAUGGCAGAUGCGAUUGAUUCUAAGAAUGAUGGUGUCAGUUUGGGUGGAAUUAUGGAGUCUGAAUGUGAAAAUAGUUCAAGUGACUCUGAUGAUGCAGUUAAUAAGUUAGAUAUUGGUCAAGUUAUAGAAAUCAUCAAAUGGAAUGGAAAUAUAGAAUCGAAAUGGCAAACUAAAAAUGCCAUGCUUUCCUCCUUUGAAGAGGAUCCCAUCCUUUGUAUGAAAGCUGUUUGUGCUUUACAUAGAGAGCAACUACCGAAGGGAAAAUCAGUCAAAAGUUCAUUGCAUAACAGGAACCGACGAUUUAGUGUCUUUAGCAAGUUCGUGGCACUCAGGGGAAGUGAGAUGGCUGAGUUUCUGACGGAUAAUAAUCCCAAAGGUGACUUGAAGAGGUCUGCAAAAGAGCUGGAAGUUUUCAUCCCUGAAGGACUAGAAGAUUGUAAAACUUUAGCUCAAUUCUACUCGAAUGAAUUAUUCAUCAUAUACCAGAACCACGAAGAUCCUUUCUUCGGUCCAUAUUAGGUUAACAACAUGAUGAAAUCGAAACUUACUCCCUCCUUUGCGUAAGUUAAAUAUGGAUAGAGCGACUAACGAUUGUAAUAUUGUAGGAAUAGGUGGUAUAUAUGUACUUGGUGAAUGGUGAUGCAGGUGGAUUUUUUGUUGUGUGUUUUGUUCAGCUCCUUUUUGCGAACAAAACCACUUUUGCUGAAACAUUGGUGCUUCGGAUUGGCUGAACUAACUGGUGGGUAGUAUUCCGAACUACGGGCUACGUCUCCUUGAGGGUUUGGUAAGUAACAUUUUGUCUUUAAAAGAUAGUGUUUUGUAGUGUUUAGUCUUUAUACUUCUACCUGUCAUGUAUAUAGAGACCUGCUUAUCUUUUAAUAGCUAACAAGGCUGUUGAUGAAGAACACUUUUUGGAAGUUUAUUAUGCAGUAAUUUAGUGGAGUUUCUAGUUUC
Molecule: messenger RNA, 4533 nt
Organism: Papaver somniferum (opium poppy)
Lineage: Eukaryota; Viridiplantae; Streptophyta; Magnoliopsida; Ranunculales; Papaveraceae
Exons: 4
Coding region: 1-4098 (1365 amino acids)
Source: RefSeq, a predicted model, not a curated record